CCUUACCGCCAUCUUGUAGUUCUCUUAUAAGGAACACCUAGAGUCCUUCUCUUUGUAUUCCUCAUCCAUCUAAUUAUCAUUUCCUUUCUCAAUCCUUAUUAGGAUAGUUUAUCAUCUUAUUACAAGAUAGCAAUUCAGAUCUUAAUAUCUUUCCUUCUCGAUACUUCCCUUAUAUUCCAUAUAAGCUCGUCAUCGACCCAUCCAUUAAGAUCCAAGCUCGUUCUCUUAAACCAUACCUAGAUUUAAGCCACAUUCCCCAUCCGGAAUAGACAUAACUCGUCGUUAGUCGACUAGUCCAAAGCAGAGUAAUCUUUCGGGAUCAGCGGCGCGGGAUAGAUCACUCUCAGCGAAUUAACCUUAAUAGUUAUAAUGCCUGUCGGACGAAGCCCUCCGAGAAAGGAAGGAACAGAUGCACCCGGUUCGACUAAUCCCCCUUCCGGGACCACGAACCCUGCGGCCACUGGAUCCUUUAAUCCAGUAGCAGCACCAGGAUCAACUGAUCCUGGUAGCGCUUGUCGCCUUACGGAACGCGAGCGGGAUAUUCUCGUCAGCUAUCUGCCAGCCUCGGCCUCGAGUUCUCAGCAACUCACCGCGGAGCAAAUGGAAUCCCUGACGGUUGAUCAGCCCCUCAUCGUUAAUGUCCUUGCUAGCGACUACAACGAUAUCCCUUGCUUGAUCCCCACGGCCGUUCAUAACUACCUGGUGAAGGGUCAUAACGAAGACAUCCUCGAUUACGAUGAAUCGGAUUUUCCCAAUAAGAACAACGUUAAGGGGAAGCUUCCAGAUAAUGUUGGAACUAGGCAGCCUCAAUCUCUUGAUGUUAAGCCGGCGUUUGAUCCGUUGGAGGGACUAAACCUCAAGCCUUAUGAGGUAGCUGCGUUCCAGGAAUUCCAAGCCAUGAAGGCUAACCCGGAUACUCUCGAAGCAAAGAUCAGCAAUCUUCACCUUCGAGGUUCUCGAGAUGGCACUCCGGUUCUUGAAGCUCGUGCUAGAACGACUUCGGUACAACCUAAUCUCGUUGGAGUUCAAGACCGGUCCUCGGUAGCCAAGAUGGUAGCUGUCGAACCUCUUGGAAUCCGACCAACCGAGAAGCUAGUUGAAGACCCGAGUCUUAUCAUCAAAGGCCUUUACAGAGACAAGAUCCCUAAGUUCUCUGGUGUAAAUCAAGAUGUAGCGACAUACUUUGACAACUUUUGAACUGAAUUAAAGAUGCGAUUUUGUCACCCUGACGUCGAGCAUCAAGUAGCCUUUCAGUGGGUUGCCGGAGCCGCGAAGGAGAUCCUCGUGAAAGCCGUGAGAGACGACAAAAGACCCAUCUCUUACGACGCCUUGACGGCAUUCUUUAUGAACGUGUUCCCAGCGACGGUCGACCUUGAUACGGUAGAUCAAGAACUGGAUGCCUUGAAGCAGCAGGGGGGUGAAACUGUCAUCGCUUACUGGACUCGUCACCAACUUGUGACCCAGAAGGCCGAUAUCUUGGAGUUACCAUACGACCCAGUCCUCACUUUCAAGAAACGCCUUGUUCCAGGCCCAGUAAAAGACCAUGUCGACAACUAUAUUGGUAUGAAGAAAUUGGACAGCAUUACUCCUCAGAUUCAGGACGUAGUUGCCGUCGCCAUCGAACGCGAUCAGCGUCCCGAUAUCAAGCACUAUACCAACACCAGCCGUCGAGACACGACUAAUGCUAUAGUGUCCACCUCUCACCAUCAAAACGGAAAUCGUAAGCGUCAACGUUCAAGAAUGGAAAGUAGUGGAGGUAGAGUUGAUAACUCCAACGUCAUUUGUUACAAUUGUAACCGGCGCGGACACCGUUUUGGUUUGAUUGAGCGACCUACGUGUGGUGCGCCUAUUACCAACAAGACUCGUGCCUACUUCAAGAAGAUAUCGAAGAAGCCUAAGGUGGAGCCGAGGGAACCGGUUGCGAGUGGUAGUGGGUCGUCAAAAGCCCCGGCGAACUAGACGAGGCUCUGUCUUGUUCGCCUGAUCUGUUUUCUUGUGUGGUGAUCAAUAGGGAUUUAUGUAAUGCAUCCACCGUUGACCUUGCUA
Molecule: messenger RNA, 2046 nt
Organism: Melampsora larici-populina 98AG31
Lineage: Eukaryota; Fungi; Basidiomycota; Pucciniomycetes; Pucciniales; Melampsoraceae
Exons: 4
Coding region: 370-1197 (275 amino acids)
Source: RefSeq, a predicted model, not a curated record